AGAUAAAUAAAUACAAAUCCAUAUUUACAUUUAUUGUUCUAUUAUAGAUAUUAUAAUGAACAAUUUCUUUAUUCAUUAAAUAACUCUACUUUAUUUUAUUUUUAAACAUUAUAUCGAUCUUUUCUGAAACUUGUUUCUAUUUCAUUAUUUUAUUUUAUUUUAUUUUUGUUCUUUUUUUUCGUAUACCCAAAAAACCCAAUUCAUCUCGACUUGAGUCUGUUACAUUUAUAUAAUGUCUUUACCAUCUCGGACUGCCGCUACAGAAACAAAGACGCUAGAAGAAAGAGUAGACAUGAAGAAAUAUAAAACUCGUCAACGGUCAUCUUCCUUUAAUCAUUCCAUCAUUCGUAGACAACUGUCAGAUUAUUUACUGAGCAAUACUAAUCCACCUUCUCAAAAUAGUAAACAUAUCAAAAGAGCACCUAGUUUUAGUUCACAGCACCCAUCACUGCGAAAUCAAACGUCUCAUCACAAUUUUUUAACUGUUCUUAAUAAUAGAACUGGAGCUACUUCUUCUAUUGACGAAUCAGGAUCAGAGGAAAAUGAUGAUGAUGAUGACGACGACGAUGACGAUAUUAUAUCUUCUUAUUUUCAUUCUACAACAGACACCAAAUUAUCUAUAAUGACACCCUUCUCGAUAGUAGAAGAUGAUCCUCGACCUUUAAUAGGUAAAUACCAUCAUUUUAUAAUUAAUAGUCUAUUUAUUAUUAAUUAUUGUCAAAUAAUAAAGAUUCCCCAACCCCGAUAUCCUCAAAUGAUCAUAAUAGCAGUAAUAAAUCCCUUGCAAACUCAUUCAAAGAAAAACUAGCCAUUUCUCGUAAAAAAGGAGAAAAUAAUCAGCGACAAUUAUAUGACGACGGUUCAAAUACUACCUACCCACCUCCUCAAAAGCAAACAGGAGAAAGGUAUCUUUUUUUUU
Cokeromyces recurvatus is the source of this 919-nucleotide messenger RNA. RefSeq lists its product as uncharacterized. The transcript has a single exon. The record is from RefSeq and is a predicted model, not a curated record. Lineage: Eukaryota; Fungi; Mucoromycota; Mucoromycetes; Mucorales; Mucoraceae. The coding region runs from base 233 to 808 and encodes 191 amino acids.